Lampris incognitus (smalleye Pacific opah) is the source of this 2912-nucleotide messenger RNA. It is a transcript of the gene pex5lb, whose product is annotated as peroxisomal biogenesis factor 5-like b. Gene Ontology annotation, molecular function: protein binding. The record is from RefSeq and is a predicted model, not a curated record. Gene Ontology annotation, cellular component: peroxisomal membrane; cytosol. Bases 222 to 1910 code for a protein of 562 amino acids. NCBI's taxonomy places the organism in Eukaryota, Metazoa, Chordata, Actinopteri, Lampriformes, Lampridae. Gene Ontology annotation, biological process: protein import into peroxisome matrix, docking. The transcript is spliced from 13 exons.
GGACGCGGCUGAUUCUCCUUCAUCGUCCGUCACUUUGUCUCUCACGGACGCGGGAACACAGGAGGAAACGGAGCGCGAGAGAGAGCGCGAGAGACGGAACCAGCGCGUGAGGUCCCGGACGGACGGACGGACGGACGGACGUAAGCUCCCUGCGCUCCUUUAAAGUAGACGGAGAGACCUUCCGGUCGGUCCGGACGGGCGGACGGACGUCGCCGUGAGUUAUGUACCAGGUACAGCUGGUGGGGGAACAGCAGGAGAGUCGUCCUUUGCUAAGUCCAUCCAUAGAUGACUUCCUGUCUGAGAGCCGGAUCGAUGGUCCUGUGGUCCCGCCGCUCUCCUCCAGUACAGCAGUUCUGUCCACAGCAGUAGACCUGGUGGACCUGAGUGAGCCAGGGGCGGGUGGUGGGAGUAGAGAGAGGAGGAAGGAGGUGGCCAGGAGGAGGCCUGAGGAGACAGAGCUGAUCCAGGUGGAGGUGGAGCGCCCCGGCCUCCCCCUGAGUCCCCAUUCCCCAGAAAGGAACUCACUGGACUCAGUAAGUCUCUGCUCCCCGCUGGAGAGAUGGGAGGAGGUGAACCUCCAGCUGGACGCUGGCGUCGGCGGAGGCUGGAGGAGGAAAUACGAGAAGAGAUGCACCUCCCACCACUCCUCCAGCGAACUCCUGUGGUCUGCAGAGUUCAGAACCGACCCGUCCAACAAGAACUGUGAAGUUCGCAGCUUUGAUGAGAUGGACCUCGUCUCCUCCUCACAGGACAUCAGUGCAGUACGACAGCGGAGACGAGCGCGGUCUCUCCUGACCAGGAACCGAUCUCUGGAGGAAGAGUUUGUCAGAGCGAAGGCUGCUGUUGAGUCAGACACAGAGUUCUGGGAUAAGAUGCAGGCGGAGUGGGAGGAGCUCGCUCGGAGGAACUGGCUGGAGGAGUCGGAAAGCGAGGCCCCUGACCCGCCAAGCGUGUCCCAAAUGGAGAUGGGAUAUUCCUUUCACACCAACAACCCAUACAGAGACUGGCCCAACGCCUUCGUUGAGGGCCAGGAGAAGGCGAAGGAAGGAGACCUAAACAAUGCCGUCCUGCUGCUGGAGGCGGCCAUCUUACAAGACCCGCAGGAUACAGAGGCUUGGCAGCUGUUGGGUAUGACACAGGCAGAGAAUGAGAACGAGCAGGCAGCCAUCGUCUCCCUUCAGAGAAGUCUGCAGCUUCGUCCCAACAACCUGCCAGCUCUGAUGGCACUCGCCGUCAGCUUCACCAACAGUGGUCUGCAGCAGGAGGCCUGCGAGGUGCUGCGCCGUUGGAUCCGCCACCACCCCCAUUACAAACACCUCCUCCAGGACAGCAGGAGCCCCCUGCAGGGUUCCCCACACCAUGGGCUUCCAGCUCCCCCGCCCAGCAGUUACCAGCUAGCGGAGGUGAAGGCCUUGUUCCAGGAAGUGGCUCUGUUGAAACAGGAAGUUGUGGAUCCUGACCUCCAGACGGGCCUAGGGGUCCUGUUCAACCUCAGCUCAGAGUUUGAUAAAGCAGUGGAGGCUUUUACUGCAGCUCUGUCUGUCAGACCAGAGGACUACCUGCUGUGGAACCGCCUGGGGGCCACACUGGCUAACGGCGACCGGAGUGAGGAGGCGGUGGAGGCCUACACCCGGGCACUGGAGCUCCAGCCGGGCUUCAUCAGGUCCAGAUAUAACCUGGGAAUCAGCUGCAUCAACCUAGGAGCUCACAGGGAGGCAGCCAGUAACUUCCUGACCGCCUUGAACCAGCAGAGGCAAAACCAUGGACACAACCAGCAGGUGAUGUCCUCCAACAUCUGGGCCGCGCUGCGCAUUGCCAUCUCUAUGAUGGACCGGCCAGAACUGUUCCAGGCUGCCAGCGUCGGGGACCUGGACCUCCUGAUGAGGGCCUUUGACAUGGAGGACAUCUGACCCGGCUGGUUCAGAGCCUGCAGGGACUCAAUGGGACCGUGGUGAGGAAGGUUGUUAGUCUGGGUGAGAUGGCUGCAAAUUUGACAGGAAAUAUUUUCGGCAUCCAGCAGAAAUGAAAGAAGCUGAUGGAGAGCAAGACAAAGAUCAGCGUGAACACCAUAACACGAGGAACCUGUCCAACGCACCGCUACGAGACAUUCCCCAUAAAGGGCGCCAACUUUCUUUGGAGACAGCGGUUGCCAUGGUGGCGUGCGGCAUUUGGUGGGGAAAUUAAGAGACACAUAUUUUGGGAUGCCUUCCAGUAAACUGUUGCAGAUUGGUUUGCAGAAAACCAAGGAACACAGGGUUUUAGGGAGGCAACACCAGGAUGUCCAGGGUAAGACCUGCAUUUAGAGUAAGACAUCGUUACAGUCCUUCAGCUCACAGCAUUUUAGGUUCACCGCCACGUUUUCUGACACGACUCUUUCUCCUGUAAUAGUUAUGUUAGCCAUGUUAAUGUAGGAAUGUCGAGCUAACAUGAGGUGAACGUUUAGAAGUCCAUGAAGUGGUCUGAAGCCACAAUCUCCCACAGCGCAAGACUCAAAAAAACACUCAAAAGAAAAAAGAUGGGUAGUCAAGGUAACGCACAGUGGCAAAUGUAGAAAAAUUUUGUCUCCAUUGCUUUUAAUCACAUAAUCACUUUGUUACUAUAUCCAGAUCUCCCUGUCAAGCGAGUGUUAAAAUAUUUACAUUCUUUUUCCAUAUUUACUUGUUUUUUUUCCCUCGAUAUUGAGGCAUUUCCCCUAAGUCUUUCUUCAUGUCAGAAAUGACAUGAAAUAAGCCAUAGCCAUUCAGACUGUGUGCUUUUGCGUUUGUUUUUUUCCCUGAAGCAUUACGUGUCGGAGAUCUAGAGGAAACGGGAGCUGUGCAUGUUCUGAUGUCACUUCCUUUAGGAACAGAAGCCUUGUACUCAUAGCUUCAUCCCCUGUACAGAAAGGUACUAAUCCAAUCCAAUAAAGUGUC